CUGCACAGAUGCUCCCAAAAUCGUCAUCGGAGCUCCUCAGUGGGUAGAGAGAGAAACCCACUUGCAGAGAGAGAAACUUAACUGAAAUUUUUGUUAACGACAGACUCACAAAACUUCGUGACCUUGCCAAAACCAUAAAGGGGAGACCUUCAAAUAUGAGCUCCACGAAGCUGGGUUCAGUUUCAAGACUCUAGCUUUGGCGAUUCUCUUGGAUAUAUGUUUUCUGCGGCAGGUUUUUUAUUGCGUCUGUUGGGUUUACUGCCAGGGAAACAUGCUGAUUUUGGGGUAGAUAGAAGAUUAUUUGAUUACUUUCAGGCUCAUCGGUAAAAGAAAAGGAAGGCAUAUUCAGGGGAAGCGGGGUUCAUUGGAAUUAAAAACGCAGUAUUUCUUGUGUAGUUAACAAUUGAAAUGAGGAAUUCGGGUAUAGUUUAAGGUUGCAGCAUGAGUUACAGCGACAGGAACAGAGGAGCAAAAGAGAGGGAAUGUGAAGAGUCGGUCUUGCAGGAUUCUGGGGAAUUAGAGUCCAAAUCGGUUCAGCAGAAUGGAUCGAUAACGACCCCACAGCUAACAAUCGAUGAGAAUCUUCUGGUUGACCCUAAACAAAUCUUCAUUGGAUCAAAAAUCGGCGAAGGAGCUCAUGGGAAAGUUUAUGAAGGAAGGUAUGGAGAUCAAAUUGUUGCAAUCAAGGUUCUGCAUCGUGGGAGCACUUCAGAUGAAAGAGCAGCCCUUGAAAACCGUUUUGUUAGGGAGGUUAAUAUGAUGUCCCGUGUCCAUCAUGAGAAUCUGGUUAAGUUUAUUGGAGCCUGCAAGGAUCCUCUGAUGGUUAUAGUCACAGAGUUGUUACCGGGGAUGUCGCUGAGGAAGUAUUUGACUAGUAUACGCCCUGGACUAUUAGACUGUCAGGUGGCUAUAAACUUUGCCCUUGAUGUUGCUCGGGCCAUGGAUUGCCUACAUGCUAAUGGGAUCAUACAUAGAGAUUUGAAACCCGACAAUUUGUUGCUUACGGCAAAUCAGAAGUCUGUAAAACUUGCAGAUUUUGGUCUUGCAAGAGAAGAAUCUGUCACUGAAAUGAUGACUGCAGAAACUGGAACUUACCGUUGGAUGGCACCAGAGCUGUACAGUACUGUGACAUUACGUCAGGGAGAAAAAAAGCACUACAACAACAAGGUUGAUGUUUACAGCUUUGGAAUUGUAUUGUGGGAACUUUUAACGAAUCGCAUGCCUUUUGAAGGGAUGUCUAAUUUACAAGCUGCUUACGCUGCUGCUUUUAAGCAUGAGAGGCCUAGCCUGCCAGAAGAUAUACCUCCUGAUCUCGCCUUUAUCAUACAAUCAUGCUGGGUUGAGGAUCCAAACUUGAGACCGAGCUUUAGUCAGAUCAUCCGCAUGCUUAACGCCUUUCUCUUCACUUUGUCACCUGCACCACCCUCCCCUUGUUCGCAGGAACCUGAAAAUGUUGAUCCUGAGGGCGCAGCAACUACAAGCAAUGGCGCCAUAACUGAGUUUUCUGCCCGAAACAGAGGGAAGUUUGGAUUUCUUCGCCAUUUGUUCACUUCCAAAAGGACCAAAAACUAACAGUGAGUAUUAGAUUUUUGGACAGCCCCUUUUUGUUGUAGAUGAGAAUGAGUUUGCCGUGAUAAAGUACAUAAUUAUAAUCCAUUUACGAGUAAUCGUGGGUGGAUUGAAGGCAACAAGUAGAUGAAAUGAUGAAACAAGUUCCACAAAAGAAUAGAAUGAUGUUAAUAUACUCUUUUUUCUCCCUUUUUUUGGAAAGAGUAAGGAAAAGGUAGGACUGUUGAAAUCAUCUAGUUGUUUUUAAUGUAAAGGAACACAUUGGUUUAGACACCUUUCUGAUGAUCUGAUCUAAAAUAUCCUACUGAUUACUAUGUCGUCA
This is a messenger RNA of Neltuma alba, 1891 nucleotides long. RefSeq names its product serine/threonine-protein kinase STY13. Gene Ontology annotation, molecular function: protein serine/threonine kinase activity; ATP binding. The record is from RefSeq and is a predicted model, not a curated record. Bases 442 to 1572 code for a protein of 376 amino acids. Gene Ontology annotation, biological process: protein phosphorylation; signal transduction. The transcript has 8 exons. NCBI's taxonomy places the organism in Eukaryota, Viridiplantae, Streptophyta, Magnoliopsida, Fabales, Fabaceae. Gene Ontology annotation, cellular component: cytoplasm.